AUGGCUGACGUUGAUGUGGAUACUGCUUCGAUUGAGCAACUAAGAGAUAUUUUGUGUAACAAGUCUGGUGACAUUGCCUUAGCUAACAGAUUUAGAGCUUUGUUCAACUUGAAGUGCAUUGGUGCGGACUCUUCUGAUGAAGAGAUUAUUCACAAGGCUAUUGACUACAUUGCAGAGUGCUUUGGAGACAGCUCGGAGUUAUUGAAGCACGAGGUGGCUUAUGUAUUGGGUCAAAUCAAAAAUAUCCAUGCUAACAAAUACUUGGCCAAUGUUCUAGAAGACAAAAACCAGCAGAUCAUGGUUAGACACGAGGCAGCUGAAGCUAUGGGUGCUAUUGGUGAUUCUUCCAGUUUGAACUUGUUGGAAAAGUACUUCAAAGAGGACCCCGAUAUCGAAAUCAGGCAAACUUGCGAAUUGGCUAUUGAGAGAAUCAAAUGGGAGAAUUCUGAUUCCGCUGGUAAAGAAAUCUUGGAAAAGUCGUCCUUCACUUCUAUUGAUCCUGCUCCACCCUUGCCUACGGAUAAGGAGUCUAAGGUUGAAAAAUUGCAAAAAAUUUUGAACGACCAGGAGAAGCCUUUGUUCGAAAGAUAUAGAGCUAUGUUCAGAUUGAGAGACUUGGCUACAGACGAAGCCUGUCUUGCAUUGGCUAGUGGUUUUGAGGACCCUUCUGCAUUGUUCAAGCAUGAAAUUGCGUAUGUCUUUGGUCAGUUGUGUAAUCCUGUCACUGUUCCUUCCUUGAUCAAAGUCUUGAAGGAUGAAAGAGAGGCUGGAAUGGUUAGACACGAAGCUGCUGAAGCAUUGGGAUCCAUUGCUACCGAAGAUUGUUUGCCAGUUUUGAAGUCCUUCUUGAAUGACAGUGUUGAUGUCGUCAGAGACAGUGCUGUUGUUGCGUUGGACAUGUACGAAUAUGAAAACUCGAACGAAUUGGAGUAUGCCACAGUCAAAACAAACUAA
This is a messenger RNA of Clavispora lusitaniae ATCC 42720, 954 nucleotides long. It is a transcript of the gene LIA1, whose product is annotated as deoxyhypusine monooxygenase. Lineage: Eukaryota; Fungi; Ascomycota; Pichiomycetes; Serinales; Metschnikowiaceae. Gene Ontology annotation, molecular function: deoxyhypusine monooxygenase activity. The record is from RefSeq and is a predicted model, not a curated record. Gene Ontology annotation, biological process: peptidyl-hypusine biosynthetic process.